AUGACAAUGAAUAAGUCGCAGGGACAGUCUUUUGACAGAGUGUACCUCCCAAACGAUGUAUUCAGCCAUGGUCAACUCUAUGUAGCCUUUUCACGUGUGCGCUCACCGGCCGGUUUGAUGGCAGAUCGGUUAAAAAUGUUGUAUAUGAGGAGGUACUGCUAUAAGGCCAUGCGUCACGAGGACAAUCAUGAAGCUCACCUAAUACUGAAGUAG
Cylicostephanus goldi is the source of this 213-nucleotide messenger RNA. The record is from the annotation of a GenBank genome assembly. Lineage: Eukaryota; Metazoa; Nematoda; Chromadorea; Rhabditida; Strongylidae.